GCUUAUGGGAUGUUUAAGUUUGCUGCUGUAAACUUCUAUGUCUGUCACCAAGUUGCAAAGAUGACAGGAAGUUGGUGGGGGUGUGGGCAGUUGAGAGAAGGUUGUGGUAGUUUCUAUGGUAACGGCUUCUAAUAUACAUCAAAAUUCCAUUACGUUAUUUUGAGUUAAUGCAUCUCGAAGACCGAGGGGAGGGUCGCUCAAAACAGUCACCUCAAAAUUGGUGUAUAUAUAGCAUGACUGCUAGUUGUCAUGUUUAUCGGACUGAGGACUGUACUAAAUCAGCAUGAGUUAUCUUGGAAAAGCAUGACGAGAAGCACAAGCUUUGGUGAUUCCUGUGAAAUGACUAAAAACUGAGAGAUGCAAAGUUCUCCUACUUGCCACUGUUGUGUAGUAACUAGAGAGCGUAGGUGGCUCAGAAAGCUGCUGGUAAAUCAGCUCCAUACAAAACUGGAAAGUUCUCCAUUCUCAGAAGUCUGCUAGCCAGAAAUGGGACUGGGAAAGGCAUUCUGAAAGGUGUGAACAUCAACGAAAUCUGGCUGCAUAAGAUCAGCCUUUAUGUUGACUUUUGAUGCCGCUCUUCUUAAACCCCGAUGGAAGAAUCUCGCACUGGCCAAGGCAAAGGGUACACACUCGCUCCGGGCCACAUCGCCAACCCGUAGGAGGCACCGUGCACCGGACCACAUCUCAAAUCCUCAGCUGGUGGAAUAGGACUUCCCAUCUUCUCUGUCUGGAGUGAGAAUCGCUGCCAUGGCUCCUUGGGCCUUCUCUCUCAUGCUGUGGGCUGCGGUGAUGUUCCCUCAAGCCUUGCUGCAAGAGGCCAAUGGGACCCUGUCACCAGACAUGCAAGCCCCAACCACCUUGAGUGGUAUGCAGGAAGCAUCCAGUAUAGGUGCAUUGGCGGUGGGCGGAUCCACGAUGGCACCUAUACUCCAUGAAACAGAAGCGGCCUCUAUAUUGCCUCUGAUAGGUGGAACCCAGGAGCCAAUCAAAAUCGAAGUAACCGAUCAGGGAGGAACAACUAGUCAACCUGCAAAUGACUUUCAGUCAGCCACCAACCACCAGCUUCUCUUGGCGUUGACUUCAAAGGCUGCUCUUGCCUCGAGUUCUUCAGUGAACAACACCUCCACCCAUGCACCGUCUAACAUAACCUAUUCUCACUCCACCCCCACACUCUCAACUCAUUCUAUGUCUAACUCCACCUCCGGACUGCCUGGUUCCACCCCCACACUGUUAAACUUAAUCCAUUCUAUAUCUAGCUCCAUCGCUGCAUCUCCUCACUCAACCCCGCCACUGUCUGACACGACCCAUUCAGCAUCUCAGUCCAGCACGGGGCUCUCAGCCUCCACCUCUGUUACAUCCAACUCAACAGCUGCUUCUCUUCACAAACGCAAAGGAUCAUCUGACUCUACCCAAGCCUCUGUCAUUUCCACGUCCAAGCCCACUGACUCUACAAACUCCUCCAUGGGAGCCGUGGUCCCCAAGAAGCCCUUGACCACUGCGUCAGCAACGACCAGGUCCUCUACGAUACACCAUGAGGGGAACAAUGCGUCAGGGGGCAGCAACUGCCUUUCCCGUAAGGAUGGGUUGGUGAGCCAAUGCUUAAUCGCCAUAGCCUCCCUGGCUGCAGUGGCUACCUUCUUCAUGGUCUGCACCAUCUUCCUGUGCACCAAGCUCUCCGCCCAAAAACACCGGUACAGGAUGAGCAUGAAUCAGGGCACCGAGAUGAUGUGCAUCUCUAGCCUACUACCUGACGGUGACGUCGCUCAUGCCAAACUUCGCUACCCAAAAUCCAAUGGUGCCCUGAUCCCCAGUGUAGAUGAGAGCGAGGGGGAUGACCUUACGCUCCACAGCUUUCUCCCGGAAAACGAGAGGACUGCCUAAGCUCAUACUGUGUUCUAGGAACCCGUGGACCUAUGCUUCCAAGGGCCAGCAGGGAGCGUAGUGCAUAAAGAUAUGGAGCAAGGUUGCCCAGUGUUAAUGAAAUACCUGAAUAAACUGUAAGUUGUUUUGGAUAAAGGGAGGCUGUUUCUUGCCUUUGUGUCUUGGACCAGCGCGACUGGCUCAUGCUGUGGAUACGUCACUAACAGAAAGAGGAAGAGGCAGUGAAACAGGAAACCAGCGUUAGUGUUUUUUUUUUUUUUUUGCAUAAUACAUUCAACUGAACCUCCAUCCUCCUGGUUUGUGACAAACUGUUUUAAGACAGUUGCCAUUAAUGGACCUCGUGUGGUUUGAGGCCGUUUUUAGUCAUAUCCUUUCUGUUGGGCCUGUGAGUUCUGCCGUCUGCGUCACACCCAAAUGAACCUAUGCAUGUUUGUUUAUGCCGCUGAUUUCUGCAAAACUCUGCACUGGAGCUCAGAAGCUUUGCCAUCCUGGGUCCGUAUUCGCCAAUCAUCUUAAGGCUAAAAGUAGCUCCUAAGUCUGGGAGAACUAAAAGAAAAUCGAGAGGAUUCCUAAGUCACUAAGACCGAUUCGCAAACAGUUGCAAAAUGGCUGCUGUCAGUACAUGUUGCAAUGUCAUGGAAACAUUAAACCAAUGCUGAAUUACUUAAAGGAUACCGCUUCAGUCGGGAGGGAAUUCUGAUGGUUGUAGGGCUUGUGUACCAUUACCAACAAACCGAAGCAACCCAGUCAUACACAGUCGGACCCCCGUAUAAUAUAAUUGAAAUUGGUUCGAAAUGCAGCACAGCUGUUUCAAAUGCACUGUACAAAUUUAAUUACUGAACUGUAUAUAAUUCAAAUACGCUAUAAUACAGUACAGUACUGUACAUAAAAUAUAGCUUAUUGUAGUUUGGCUGCUGCGUCUCGCUGGCUCGUUUUUGGUGGUUUAUCAUUAACUUUGAUGAGUCUACAUUCGUAAUGGAGAGAAAAUGAUUUUCCCGUCCUGAUUUCUGUGCGCGCAGCAUUAGCCUCAGGUCGCUAGCCAGAAGCAGACAGGUCACCGCAAGGCAAAGUAGGGCGAUCAAAGUAAAGUAGUAAAAAUGGUACCACUUUACAAUAAGGCUACUCAUAUGAAGGGUUUAAUCUGGUUAUUAGUUGGGUUGUAACACUUUGUAGAUUAUUAAUAGACAAUUUUGAACAAGUUAUAACAAUGUUUUAUUUUUAUUAAUGAGUUACUACUAUUUACAAGUGACAAAAGGGAGCCUUAUUGUAAAGUGCUACUGUAAAAAAAGAAAAAAAGAAUGUGUAGUUUUAUUUUUUUUCGUAUAGUGUCAUUUAUAAAUAGACCCAAAGUGAACGCUAUAUGCGGACUGCUUGAUUACUAUAAGCGAAUUAUUUAAACAGUAUUUGUACAGGAAUGAUUCUGUCCCAAGCUUUUUGAUCCAUAUAAGCGGUUGAUCACUAUAAGCUUUUUCCACUGUUUAUUGGAUGUAGCUCGUACAUUUUCACCAGCACAUACUGGCCUCUCAUUUACCAAUCCUUGUGGUUAUUGCAGACAAGCUUGUGCACGAGAACUGUCGUCAGCCAAAGCGACAGUCUCACUUUUAUCUUAGGAGUUGGCUCUUUUCCUAACUAAAAGUUGCUCUCAGCCACUUUGUGAAUAGGUUUUAGGAAAAAAAAAACUAGUUAAAAACUUUUAGUGCGAUUUAGGAGUACUCUUAGUGGUAAGAUAAAAUGCUUUGUGAAUACGGGCCCUGAUUUCUUAACCUGUUACAGCUAAAGGUAUUGAGAAAGACCUUUUCAGGACGUUCUUCCUGGUUGUCUGUUUCCCAGGUGAUGGGCGCCUCAGCUCCUAAAUGCCGCAGGACGCUGUUGGGAGGCUUCUUGGUCCAUACAAUUCCUUAUCGUGUUACGUACCGCAAUCAUUAGAUUUUUACUUCUGCGGAUUAGACACUAUGGAAAGUCAUAACAUGAAGACUCAAAGGACAUUUUGAUCGUGCUUCUGCCCGCUACGAAGCCUGAUGCUGCCACGGAUCCAGCAGGACGUGUGACGGCACAGUCCAGUUCAAGGCCUCACGGCGACAGCCUUCCCCUCCUGUCAGCUAGGGGGCGCCACCUCGUCUCCCGCCAGCUGCAACCGCAGCAGAACUGAACACUUCUGAAGCAGUGGUGUCACCUUUUGGCUUCAGCCUCUAAAACAGAGUGACACGGGCCUCGGCGGGGUAGAACGGGGGAGGGGGCCUUCCCAGAGGAGGCCUUCAACUCCCCCCCACACCCCAAUGUCUCAUAAACUUUUGAAACUGGAACAUCAGUCUGGCAUCUUUGAAGUGACAUCUGCUGAUACUGAAGGUGCUCUGGAAAUCGGGUUGUGAAACCUCAUUGUUCAGAACUGCCAGUGUUAGCCAAAGGUCAGUGCUCGCCGCCACUGGCUCACUGGCCCACUGGCGGCAGCAUGUCAUCCUGUGAAUUAUUAUUCCGUGGACUUUUGUAGAUUUACGUUAUGCAGACCGCGGGUUAAGAAGGUCCGAUUUACAGACAACUCGCACUUACGUACCACCAUAAAGCCUAUUAUAUUAAAAAUUAGAGUUAAGUACAACGGCUCAUACUAACAAACGCACGCACUGCACUGUGACGCUCAUGAAAACAUUUGCAGCUUUAGCCGUUCGUCGGCUUGAGGUACAGUACAGUGCUGUAUGUAGCUACUUUUAUUAUUAUUGUAUAAUUAUCAUUAUUAUGCAAUGUAUUGUUAUUUUUCCGACUUUCCGAAGAAGGGAUUGCAUUUGUUACCUGGGGACUGCCUAUAUUGUAAAAUAUUCAUCAUUAUAAUGUUAUUACAAUAUAUACUUAAGCUGAAAGUUUAAUAAAGUAAUUUUAGGGUUGUUAUCCCAAAUGACAAUAUUAUUAUUCAUUUGUCUGUUAUCUGCUACUCUAACUUUAUAUUUCAGCUUAAGGAUAAAAGGGAACCUUAAAUUCAAAAA
Molecule: messenger RNA, 4856 nt
Organism: Paramormyrops kingsleyae
Lineage: Eukaryota; Metazoa; Chordata; Actinopteri; Osteoglossiformes; Mormyridae
Source: RefSeq, a predicted model, not a curated record